ACAGGAAACACCAUCGUCCUGGGCCUGGGCGCCUCCAACCUGCCCCGCGACGCGCCCUACGGCUGGCUCAAAUCCCUCGUCUCGAUCAGCAGCUUCCUGCUGGGCUCGUUCUGCUUCAGCCGCGCCGGCCGGCUGCUGGGCCCCACGCGGCGCGGCACGCUGUUCGCCUCCUUCAUGGUGCAGGUGGCCCUGAUCGUGAUCGCGGUGUCCCUGAUCCAGGCCGGGCUGAUCGCGCAGCCGGACGUCAACAGCACCCACCAGCACCACUUGCUGCUGGACCUCAUCCCGAUCGGCCUGCUGGCAUUCCAGUCGGCGGGCUCCAUCAACUCCACACGCUCGCUCGGCUACAACGAGAUCCCCAGCGUCGUCAUCACGAGCGUCUACUUCGACAUCGCGUCGGACAUGAACAUCUUCGCCGGCAAGAACGUCAAGCGCAAUCGCCGCGUCGCCGGCGUCGUCAUGUUGCUGGUCGGCGCGAUCGUCGGCGGGUGGCUGAAUCGCAGUGCCGGCGGGAUGGCGUCGACGUUUUGGCUGGCGGCUGGCAUUAAGUUUUUGAUCGGGUGUGGGUGGUUGGUGUGGGCGCCGAAGAAGCAGGAUGGGAAUUAG
Molecule: messenger RNA, 606 nt
Organism: Aspergillus japonicus CBS 114.51
Lineage: Eukaryota; Fungi; Ascomycota; Eurotiomycetes; Eurotiales; Aspergillaceae
Product: YoaK family protein
Exons: 1
Source: RefSeq, a predicted model, not a curated record